Molecule: messenger RNA, 365 nt
Organism: Dentiscutata erythropus
Lineage: Eukaryota; Fungi; Glomeromycota; Glomeromycetes; Diversisporales; Gigasporaceae
Source: the annotation of a GenBank genome assembly
AAAGCAUUAAGCUACUCACUAGAAGAUAAUGAUCAAAACGAUUUAGACGAACUUAUCUUAACUUAUAUUGCUAAAAAAGAAGAAAUUCGAAAUACUCAAACUCAACAAAUACCUGUUAAAGAAUAUCAAGCUUCAGGUCAAAUUAAGCUGUCUGAUGGGCGUGUUUAUGAUUAUGAUGAUAUUGAGGAUCCAGUAGCACACAAGGGUAAAGGUAGACCCCCAUACAAACGGUUGAAGGCUUUUAAUGAAGAAACAAAUAUGGCUAGUAGUAGCAGUAGUAAAGCACAACAUGAUAAUGUUGACAAUGAUGGUGAAACUAGACGUAGAUGUGGAUUAUGCCAUAAAACAGGGCAUUAUGCUCCUAG